This is a messenger RNA of Salvelinus sp. IW2-2015, 1544 nucleotides long. RefSeq names its product programmed cell death protein 5. The record is from RefSeq and is a predicted model, not a curated record. Gene Ontology annotation, cellular component: nucleus; cytosol. Lineage: Eukaryota; Metazoa; Chordata; Actinopteri; Salmoniformes; Salmonidae. Gene Ontology annotation, molecular function: DNA binding.
UUAUAUUAUACUGAAGCAGGGCCCGGCCCCUAACGAAACAGUUCCACAAGACUCGUGAAGUGACAGAUUUUCUUAUUUCACCACUGAUAAGGUCUAUUUUCUAUAAAUUCGAACACAAUGGCAGACGAUGAAUUGGAGGCUAUCAGGCGGCAACGCAUGGCCGAACUGCAGUCAAAACAUGGGGACUCCUCAAAUGACCAGCAAGGGCAACAGGAGGCCAAACAGAGGGAAACAGAGAUGAGGAACUCCAUGCUGGCUCAGGUUCUAGACCAGUUCGCCCGCGCCAGAUUGAGUAACUUGGCUCUGGUGAAGCCAGAGAAGGCCAAAGCAGUGGAGAAUUACCUCAUACAGAUGGCCCGCAUGGGCCAGCUGGGAGGAAAGAUUUCAGAGACUGGUUUGAUCGACAUCCUAGAAAAAGUUAGUCAGCAAACAGAAAAAAAGACAACUGUCAAGUUCAACCGACGAAAGGUGAUGGACUCAGAUGAUGAGGAUGAUGAUUGAUGCGUUGAAGGAGCUCAGGAGCCAGUCACACGGCUGGCUUAGGGCGGGAUUCAGGACUGGAUAGGUUGGAGCAGGGCUCUGCUCGUUGGCGGCCAUCUUUGACUUGCCAAAUGCCCUGCAUUAGUGAUGCACCCAGGGAUAUCACAUCACCCCCUGUGUGCAUCUGGAACUCGUUACUAUAUUCUCUCUUAUAUCCAUUUUCACCACGUUUUACUUUUUCUCCACAACAAGAAGCAGAACAAAAUUCAACUUAGGGUAUAUUGCUGCUGAUGCAUUUUUCUAGAGACUGCUUUUUGAAUACUGUCUGCUGCUACUCAGUAAAUAGUGAAACCAUCAAAUUGGACAGAGCACAUGGGUAUAUUCAUUCUUUUUUGUAAAUUUUUGCUGACCUGUAUCCAACAGUUUACAUUUUGAAAAAAUACAAAAGCCUUACAUUUGAAUGCUUAUUCCAUAAAUUAUCAACAGUUUUAUCAUGAUGAUAUUUUGUCUUUGAGCUGAGUGCUUGAAGACUCAUUGAUUGGUCAUARGGGUUUGCACUACAUUUGCUUUCAUUAAAAAAGUAUAAUCACUUAAGAGCAAUGGCGUAAGAAAAAUAUAGUUUGUAUUAAAAUGUAGUCAAUCUUUUUUACAAGGCAUCCUAGAUAGUGUCUUAGGCUAUCCUAAUGUAUAGGCUGACAUUACAUAGUUGCUUUGACUCACUAGGUUCAAAUACUCUAUGCUGAAAUGUAUGCAGUAUGUGCAUUAAGAGGCUUAGACAUGUAUUUGUAGCAGGAUUUGUUAAAUUAUCUCAAUCGUUGGUCUAUAACAGCACUUGAAGAACUUCCUGCUUCACUCAUAUUGAACAGGUGUAUGGUGAGACCACAGAUAUAUGAAUGGUUGAUUCUAUUGUACACCUGCCACAGGUAAUACUCAAUAUCUGACAGUACAUUGAUGUUCUUACAAGCAUGAUGUUACUGAAUAUUUGGAGAUAAGUUCAUGGGAGAUUUGGUUUCAUGUUCAUAGUGUUCACCCCAAUAAAUCAAUGUCAGCAUUGAUAAAGCAGA